UGGGUCGAGCUCAAACACAUGUGUCGGAAUUUGGAUCCGACAAUCCACGACCAGACCACUAACCUGCGAUUGGUAAAAUUAUCUAAGAAAGGCCACGUGUCAUCACACAUUCUCCUGACUUCGCCAUCAUCAUUAGCCCCACGCAAAAAGGGAAAACAGAAUCCAUUCCUUAAAUCGAUUUCAUCCAGAUCUAAACUCGAGCUUUUGUUGAUCGAAAAAAUGGAAGAGGAUUUGAUUAAGCGCCUUGAAGCUGCGGUUACGAGGCUUGAGGGGAUCUCAAGCAACGGAGGAGGAGUAGUUUCUCUUUCCCGCGGAGGAGAUUUCUCCUCCGCCGCCGGAAUCGAUAUCGCGUCGUCCGAUCCAUCGAUUCUGGCUUAUGAAGAUCUGAUUUCUCAAUGUGUUGGUAGGGCUCUGACCGCCGCUGAGAAAAUCGGUGGACCUGUUCUAGAUGUGACUAAGAUAGUCGCCGAAGCUUUUGCUUCCCAAAAGGAGCUGCUUGUUCGCAUCAAGCAAACUCAGAAGCCUGACCUCGCUGGAUUGGCUGGAUUUCUCAAACCGUUGAAUGAUGUUACAAUGAAAGCUAAUGCAAUGACUGAAGGAAAAAGGUCGGAUUUUUUCAAUCACUUGAAGGCUGCAUGCGAUAGUUUAUCUGCAUUGGCUUGGAUUGCUUUCACUGGGAAAGAUUGUGGUAUGAGCAUGCCAAUAGCUCAUGUGGAAGAAAGUUGGCAAAUGGCUGAGUUUUACAACAAUAAGGUUCUGGUGGAGUAUCGUAACAAAGACGCAGAUCAUGUGGAGUGGGCUAAAGCCUUAAAAGAACUUUAUUUACCUGGUUUAAGGGAAUAUGUCAAAAGUCAUUACCCCUUGGGACCUGUAUGGAAUGCAUCAGGGAAACCUGCUAGUGCUCCUGCAAAGGGUCCACCUGGUGCUCCUGCUCCUCCACCAGCACCCCUCUUCAGUGCUGAAUCUUCAAAGCCAUCAUCAUCGUCAAACCAGAAACAAGGGAUGUCUGCUGUUUUCCAGCAACUCAGCUCGGGUGCUGUGACCUCAGGUCUUAGAAAAGUGACGGAUGAUAUGAAGACAAAGAACCGUGCUGAUAGAUCUGGAGCUGUUAGUGCGGUUGAGAAGGAAACUCGUACCAGUAAACCGGCCUUUUCGAAAACUGGACCACCGAAAAUGGAACUUCAAAUGGGUCGCAAGUGGGCUGUUGAGAACCAAAUUGGGAAGAAGGACUUGGUUAUCAGCGAGUGUGAUUCCAAACAGUCUGUGUACAUAUAUGGUUGCAAAGAUUCUGUCUUGCAAAUACAAGGAAAAGUGAAUAACAUCACCAUUGACAAAUGCACGAAAGUGGGUGUUGUUUUCACGGAUGUUGUUGCUGCAUUUGAGAUUGUGAAUUGCAACAACGUAGAAGUGCAAUGUCAGGGUUCAGCUCCCACAGUUUCUGUGGACAACACAACUGGCUGUCAGUUAUAUCUAAACAAAGACUCAUUAGAGACAGCUAUAACAACAGCCAAAUCAAGUGAGAUCAAUGUAAUGGUGCCCGGUGCUACCCCUGAUGGAGAUUGGGUGGAACAUGCGCUGCCUCAACAGUACAAUCAUGUGUUUACUGAAGGGAAGUUUGAGACAACACCGGUCUCGCAUUCAGGUGCCUAAGCAAAGGAGAAACUAUUAUCACUCUGGAUUGUGCUUGAAUAUCAGGCCUUUUUAUACUCAUAUACUUUGUUUCUUCAGAUUAUAAUAGAGGAAAGAAUCUGUUUGUUUGUUUGUUGGUUUUUUCUUUUGUCUCUAUCCCCCAAUUUUGGGUUUGGAGGUUGUGGGUUUUUGAUUUUUUUGUGUGAUCUGAUCAUCUUGUGUCUUGUUCGUCCUUGGGGUUUUGGAUUUGGAUUUGGGUUUCUCGUUUCUUUUGUUUUUACUUGUGGGCUUGUCCCGAGUCCUUGCUGAUGACGUUGUGCACAAAUCAUACUUAUCAUGGAUAGAAAAAGUUGCAAUCCUGUUUUUGGAAUAUGCAGUUAUUUAUUUAACCUUUUUCUUUGGUUUUGUUUUGUAUAUGAUGUGACCAC
Molecule: messenger RNA, 2057 nt
Organism: Arabidopsis thaliana (thale cress)
Lineage: Eukaryota; Viridiplantae; Streptophyta; Magnoliopsida; Brassicales; Brassicaceae
Gene: CAP1
Product: cyclase associated protein 1
Exons: 10
Coding region: 19-1650 (543 amino acids)
Biological process (GO): cytoskeleton organization
Molecular function (GO): actin binding
Source: RefSeq, marked reviewed